UUGGAGCUCGCCGGUUGCUGCUGCGUUGUCAUAGGGUUAGCUGUAAACUUAAUGAGAGUUAUCAUAAAGAUAUACAUUUAAAACUCUACCAUUUUGAGACCGUUCCGAAUUGGUAUUUUUAAAAACAGUAAUCAUUACUUUCCUUCGAAAAAAAACCCUUCCUCUUCCGUGUUUUUUCAGUCGCUUUCAGGUGUUGUUAUGGCAACAGAUUUACGUCCCGUGCGGAUCAAACGCUUCCAGCAGCUGUAGAUCCGAGUUAAUUAGCCAACAACUGAAAACCUUACUGCUGCCAUGGCACAUUACAGGGCAAUAGAGUCGAAACGAGACCAAUUCAGACGAUAUCUUGAGAAGUCUGGAGUCCUUGCAACUUUAACCAGCGUUUUAGUGGCGCUCUAUGAAGAGAACGACAAGCCCAACAAUGCACUGGACUUUAUAAAACUUCACCUGGGAGCUGCUGGUCUAGAGCCAGCGGACACAGAGGCUCUUCGCAUGGAGGUGGCUGAUCUGCAGCAAAAGUGCAAUCUGCUCAUGGAAGAGAACAAGGAGCUGAGGAACAGGCUGAUGCAGUACGAACCAUCACCCGAGGAGGGGGCGGGAGAGUAGAUCUUUUCUUGUUCUUUUUUUUUUAAUUGUUUUAAGUUAAAAAGAAAAAAAAGCAUGUAUGUAAAUGUUUAUUACAUAAUAACAGAUGUACAGUGAGAAAUCACUUAACUUUUGUUACAAAACAAGAAACAUUUGCUUUCUCAAAUAAAUUUUUUUUC
This is a messenger RNA of Salarias fasciatus (jewelled blenny), 761 nucleotides long. It is a transcript of the gene mycbp, whose product is annotated as MYC binding protein. NCBI's taxonomy places the organism in Eukaryota, Metazoa, Chordata, Actinopteri, Blenniiformes, Blenniidae. Gene Ontology annotation, biological process: regulation of DNA-templated transcription. The coding region runs from base 292 to 603 and encodes 103 amino acids. Gene Ontology annotation, cellular component: nucleus. The transcript has 5 exons. Gene Ontology annotation, molecular function: transcription coactivator activity. The record is from RefSeq and is a predicted model, not a curated record.